GUCACAACUACAGUCAAAAUAAAAGAAGAAAUUGCAGGUCUGCACUGCACAUAGGCAAAGAGGGUUUAAGCCAAGGUUUUGGCUCCUUGUCGUCUUCAACCUCUGUUGAACUGCUCCUUGCUCCGAAACGACGACGUUAAGCUGUUGAAGUUCAGGAUAAACUAUUCAAGUGAGCUCUCAAAUUUCUCUCUCUAUCAAUAUGUUUUAUUCAAUCACUGCUAUUGCUCUGUAGUUAGUUGAUGAAAAUCAAACCCAGAAAAUGACCUAAACCCUUUGAGCUCCCAAUCCCAAAAUGCAUCGCCGCCUUUCCAUUUUCACCCACAAACUUCUCAAAAAUUCUAAUUCUAUCCUCAACACCACCACCAAGCACACCACCACCUUCUUCCUCUGCUCCCAUUUCAACCCCUCAAAUCCUAGGGCCGGUGGGUUCGCCUUUUGCCGCUUUCUUUCAUACUCUCCGGUGAGCCGGCGGCCACCUGAUCCUGAAGACCCCUCCAACUUGAUCAAAGAAGAUGGGGUUUCGGUUAUAUCCCAAAUGUGGAUUGAGAAUUUUCGAGAACCUGAUAGGAUUGCGACCAAUUUGUCCUCUUAUCUUCGGCGGUUGGAGUUGUGGGUAUUGGCGUACCAGAAGGUUUGUGCUGAUGAGAUGGGUGCGUAUAUGCCCCGCAGUGCAAUACAAAGGGCAGCUCUUGAGGACUUGUUAGCACUUCGUAAUGCUGUUCUUGACAGUAGGUUUAGGUGGGGGGCUAGACUAGAAUUCUAUAUAAAAUCACCCAAGGAUAAGACCGAUUACCAGUCAUUGUCAAAGAGGAAAAUUAAGGCCAUCUUGACGACCACACAGCCAACCCCAUUUCAAGAUAGGUUAGUUCAGGAAGUGCUGCUUAUGAUUUUGGAGCCGAUAUAUGAGUCUCGGUUCUCGCAAAAGUCAUUUGCGUUUAGGCCUGGGAGAACCGCACAUACUGCGUUGAGGGUGAUUAGGAGGAGUUUCGCAGGGUACUUGUGGUAUAUCAAGGGCGAUUUGAGUACCAUCUUGGAUGGGACGAAGGUGGGGUUGGUGAUAAAUGCUUUGAUCAGGGAUGUGAGGGAUAAGAAGGUGAUUGAUUUGUUGAAGGCGGCCUUGGUUACACCGGUGAUCGCGACUAAGGAUGAUGGGGUGGAGAAGAAGAAAAAGAAGAGGAAAUAUCAGAAGAAGAGGGUGUUGGCAGAGGAUGAACCCAAGCCAGACCCAUAUUGGUUGGAGAGCUUUUUUGGGUUUGCACCUGAGGAGGCAGAGAAGCUUCCUUCUUGGGGUCAUUGUGGGAUACUUAGUCCCCUUUUGGCUAAUGUUUGUCUAGAUGAGUUGGACCGCUGGAUGGAGGGGAAGAUCAAGGAAUUUUAUCAUCCGUCAAAGAGUGAUGUCAUAUGGAAUAGCCCGGAAGGUGAGGCAGAACAGGGAAAUACGUCUUGGCCUGAAUUUGUGCCAACAAGCGGCCCAGAUAAGACCAGAAAGAUGGAUUACAUACGAUAUGGUGGUCAUAUUUUGAUUGGUGUCCGAGGACCUCGAGCAGAUGCCGCUACAUUGAGAAAACAGUUGAUUGAGUUUUGUGAUCAGAAGUACAUGCUCAAGCUUGAUAAUGAGAGCCUCCCUGUAGAACACAUAACAAAGGGUAUAAUGUUUCUAGAUCAUGUGUUGUGUCGCAGAGUUGUGUACCCAACGCUUCGUUACACUGCUACUGGUGGGAAAAUUAUUAGUGAGAAGGGUGUUGGCACUCUUUUGUCAGUUACAGCAAGCUUGAAACAGUGCAUCAAGCAAUUUAGGAAGUUGAGCUUUCUGAAGGGGGAUAGGGAUCCAGACCCACAGCCUUGUUUCAGAAUGUUUCAUGCCACCCAAGCUCAUACUAAUGCACAAAUGAACAAGUUUCUGUCCACAAUGGUUGAGUGGUAUAAGUAUGCAGAUAAUCGGAAAAAAAUUGUGAACUUUUGCUCUUACAUAUUAAGGGGUUCACUUGCAAAGCUCUAUGCAGCAAAAUACAAGCUCCGUUCGCGUGCAAAGGUGUACAAGAUAGGUUCUAGGAAUUUGAGUCGUCCUUUGAAGGAGAAGAAGGGGCAGUCACCUGAGUACCAUAAUUUGUUGAGGAUGGGUCUUGUUGAGUCAAUUGAUGGGCUUCAGUAUACCAGGAUGUCUCUUGUACCUGAGACUGAUUACAGCCCUUUCCCAAAUAACUGGAGACCUGAUCAUGAGAAGGCAUUGCUCGAAUAUAUAAGGCUUGAUGAUCCGAAAACUAUAGAGGAGCAGCGUAGUUGCAUCAUGGAUCAAGGUCUUGUUUCACCUCAGGAUUACAUUUCAAUGCUUGUUUGGAACUACAAAAGGAAUGCUGUCAUGAUGGAUCAACUUUCCUUGGCCAAUAGUGGUAGCAGCAUUAAUACUGAAAGAGAUCAACUAUUGCUGCUGGGGUCGAACCAAGAUAAACUUGAACACAGGACUAAAGAAGAAGAGGAAAAUGGUGAACGGUUUAGUGUAUCACAAAUGUAAAAAUUUUACUGGCACAGUAUUUUGCUGAAGUUAUUCAUUUGGUACGUCAUUAUGAUGGCUUUUUACUGGCACACAUGCGGGCAAGUUAUAGAAAUGUUAGCUGAAUGUUGUCAGCAAGGCAAUGAUAUUUGGUUAGUUA
This is a messenger RNA of Prunus dulcis (almond), 2651 nucleotides long. RefSeq names its product nuclear intron maturase 2, mitochondrial. Gene Ontology annotation, biological process: mRNA processing. Lineage: Eukaryota; Viridiplantae; Streptophyta; Magnoliopsida; Rosales; Rosaceae. The transcript has a single exon. Bases 293 to 2512 code for a protein of 739 amino acids. The record is from RefSeq and is a predicted model, not a curated record.